UUCAAAUUAUUAGAAUUUUAAAAAUAUGGAAUUUAGCAUUAAUAAAUUUACGAGAUCACUUUUAUGGAACCUAUUAAAAUCGAAAAAUAAAUUUAAUGUAAGAUAUUCUUCGCAACAUUUCAAGAUAGAUGAUAAUAUUUUUGGAUUAAAUGAACAACAGAAAGAGCUUCGGCAAUUAGUAUUUAAUUUUGCACAAAAGGAACUUGCUCCAAAAGCGGCCGAAAUUGAUAAGAAGAAUAAUUUCGAUGAACUUCGAGAGUUUUGGAAGAAACUUGGCGAAUUAGGUUUAUUAGGAAUAACAACAAAAUCGGAAUACGGUGGAACAGGUGGUACAUAUUUAGAUAAUGUUAUUAUUAUAGAGGAAUUGAGUAGAGCAUCAGCAGCCAUAGGUCUUAGCUAUGGCGCCCAUUCAAAUUUGUGUAUUAAUCAAAUCCACAAAAAUGGAACGGAAGAACAAAAAUAUAAAUAUUUACCAAAGUUAUGUAGCGGAGAACAUAUCGGAGCCCUUGCGAUGUCAGAAUCGACAUCCGGAUCUGAUGUAAUUUCUAUGAAAUUGCGAGCUCAAAAAAUAAGUGAUUAUUAUGUGUUAAACGGUCAUAAAUUUUGGAUUACGAAUGGUCCUGACGCUGAUAUUUUUAUUGUUUAUGCAAAAACGAAUCCAAAUGCGACUAAACCACAACACGGUAUCACAGCAUUUAUCGUAGAACGAGGUUUUGAAGGUUUUAGUACAGCUGAAAAGUUAAAUAAACUAGGUAUGCGAGGUUCUAACACUGGUGAACUUGUGUUCCAGGAUUGUAAAGUGCCUGCUAAAAAUGUACUCGGACAAAUAAACAAAGGUAUUUAUGUGCUAUUUAGUGGUCUAGAUUUGGAACGUAUGACGUUAGCAGCAGGUCCUUUAGGGCUUAUCCAGGCUUGUUGCGAUGUGACAUUUGACUAUGCUCAUAUGAGAAAACAAUUUGGAAAACGAAUAGCAGAAUUUCAGAUGAUACAAGAAAAAAUAGCAAAUAUGUAUACGAGUUUAAGCGCUUGUAGAAGUUACUUGUACGCUGUCGCUAGAUCUUGCGACGCAGGACACAUAAACCGGAAGGAUUGUGCUGCGGUAAUACUUUACAUUGCCGAGUGUGCAACUAAAACUGCGUUAGAUGCAAUUCAAAUACUCGGUGGAAAUGGCUACAUAAAUGAUUAUCCUACUGGAAGAUUUCUAAGGGAUGCUAAAUUAUAUGAAAUUGGUGCUGGUACCAGUGAAAUUCGUCGGAUAGUAAUUAGUAAAGCAAUUAGCGAAGAAUAUUUAUAA
Molecule: messenger RNA, 1294 nt
Organism: Eufriesea mexicana
Lineage: Eukaryota; Metazoa; Arthropoda; Insecta; Hymenoptera; Apidae
Product: isovaleryl-CoA dehydrogenase, mitochondrial
Exons: 8
Coding region: 26-1294 (422 amino acids)
Biological process (GO): L-leucine catabolic process
Cellular component (GO): mitochondrion
Molecular function (GO): flavin adenine dinucleotide binding; 3-methylbutanoyl-CoA dehydrogenase activity
Source: RefSeq, a predicted model, not a curated record